Molecule: messenger RNA, 1583 nt
Organism: Balaenoptera ricei (Rice's whale)
Lineage: Eukaryota; Metazoa; Chordata; Mammalia; Artiodactyla; Balaenopteridae
Product: eukaryotic translation initiation factor 2 subunit 3-like
Exons: 1
Biological process (GO): positive regulation of translational fidelity; formation of translation preinitiation complex
Cellular component (GO): eukaryotic translation initiation factor 2 complex; cytosol
Molecular function (GO): translation initiation factor activity; GTPase activity; tRNA binding
Source: RefSeq, a predicted model, not a curated record
AGGCAAGAUGGCGGGGGGUGAGGCUGGUGUGACUUUAGGGCAGCUGCACCUUUCUCGGCAAGAUCUCAACACUUUGGAUGUUACCAAGUUGACGCCACUUUCACAUGAAGUUAUCAGCAGACAGGCCACAAUUAAUAUAGGUACAAUUGGUCAUGUAGCUCAUGGGAAAUCUUCCGUUGUAAAAACUAUUUCUGGAGUUCACACUGUCAGGUUCAAAAAUGAACUAGAAAGAAAUAUUACAAUCAAACUUGGCUAUGCUAAUGCUAAGAUUUAUAAACUUGAUGACCCUAGUUGUGCUCGGCCAGAAUGUUAUAGAUCCUGUGGCAGUAGUACACCUGAUGAGUUUCCUACAGACAUUCCAGGGACCAAAGGGAACUUCAAAUUAGUCAGACAUGUUUCCUUUGUUGACUGUCCUGGCCAUGAUAUUUUGAUGGCUACUAUGCUGAAUGGUGCCGCAGUGAUGGAUGCAGCUCUUCUCUUGAUAGCUGGUAACUAGUCUUGUCCUCAGCCUCAGACUUCUGAACACCUAGCUGUGAUAGAAAUCAUGAAACUGAAGCAUAUUUUGAUUUUACAAAAUAAAAUUGAAAUGGUAAAAGAAAGCCAGGCUAAAGAACAGUAUGAACAGAUCCUUGCAUUUGUACAAGGUACAGUAGCAGAAGGAGCUCCUAUUCCAAUUUAUGCUCAGCUAAAAUACAAUAUUGAAGUUGUCUGUGAGGACAUAGUAAAGAACAUUCCAGUACCCCCAAGAGACUUUACUUCAGAACCCCAACUUAUUGUUAUUAGAUCCUUUGAUGUCAACAAAUCUGGCUGUGAAGUUGAUGACCUUAAGGGGGGUGUAGCUGGUGGUAGUAUUCUAAAAGGAGUAUUAAAGGUGGGCCAGGAGAAAGAAGUCAGACCUGGUAUUGUUUCCAAAGAUAGUGAAGGAAAACUCACGUGUAAACCCAUCUUUUCCAAAAUUGUAUCGCUUUUCGCAGAGCAUAAUGAUCUUCAGUAUGCUGCUCCAGGUCUUACUGGAGUUGGAAUAAAAAUUGAUCACACUUUGUGCCGGGCUGACGGAAUGGUGGGGCAGGUACUUGGUGCAGUUGGAGCUUUACCUGAGGUCUUCACAGAAUUGGAAAUUUCCUAUUUCCUGCUUAGAUGGCUUCUAGGUGUACUCACUGAAGGAGACAAGAAAGCAGCAAAAGUGCAAAAGCUGUCUAAGAAUGAAGUACUUAUGGUGAACAUAGGAUCCCUGUCGACAGGAGGAAGAGUUAGUGCAGUCAAGGCUGAUUUGGGCAAAAUCAUUUUGACUAAUCCUGUGUGCACAGAAGUAGGAGAAAAAAUUGCCCGUAGCCGAAGAGUUGAGAAACACUGGCGUUUAAUUGGUUGGGAUCAAAUAAGAAGAGGAGUGACAAUCAAGCCAACAGUAGAUGAUGACUGAAGAAUUAAAUAACAGAUUUGGAUGAAGUCAGAAUUUCUCUUAACAACCUAGGGGUAUAUUUUCAAAGCAAUAGUGAGGAAUUAAUUUCACAGCUCAUUACCUUAGGAGUAGCUGUAAGGAUAUUCUCAUUUUUUGGUGAUGAAAAUUUAACCUCUAAUACUAA